Ochlerotatus camptorhynchus is the source of this 2168-nucleotide messenger RNA. RefSeq lists its product as uncharacterized. NCBI's taxonomy places the organism in Eukaryota, Metazoa, Arthropoda, Insecta, Diptera, Culicidae. The transcript has 5 exons. The annotation marks the transcript as partial. The record is from RefSeq and is a predicted model, not a curated record.
AUGGAUUGCUAACUAUUUCUUCGACGAUGUCAACAUUAGAGGAAAAUCAUUGUCACAACCAAAUUUGAGCGGUGGAUUUGACCUUGUUGCUAUUCUGGAUCACGGAUCAUAUCGAGAACGCUUCAGUACAAGGAACCCUCACGAGUAUAUUACAGUUGAUGAUUUAAACCAUUACCGUAAAAGACAACUCUCGGACUGUUACGCAGCUGAUCAUCUUAAAAGCCACUUUUCAUUGUAUAAUCAAUCUGAGCCUUCUAUACCACACGUGUCAUUUGAAUCUGAGUACACAGAACAUUUUCAUGAAUACAACUAUGAGCAAAAGACACCUAUUAGUCGGCGACACACAACGCUCCGAAUAGAAUCGGGAAAUAUGGACAAAAAAUCAGAGAAUCACUCCAAUUUUGUAGCAUACACUAAGGAAUCUAUUGCCAAGUCUCGUCCACCCCUGGUAAAACAUGCGGAAAACCUAAAAACAUUCAAUGGGUCUAAGAGAUCACCAGAGUAUUCAGAAUAUCGUUCAUCAUUUCUUCCAUACAAAUUGACUGAUUUUCUAUACGAACCACGAAAACCAUCCAAAAUGAUUACUAGAAAAGAACAGAUAAAACCGAAUGAACUAAGUUGUUCGGAAUCAACGUUGCACAAUAAGAAGAAGGCUGAAAAAUCGAAUUUGAGGCUGACGGGUGACGCCAUACAUGAACCAGAAUAUAAAACAAGAUAUAUUCAAUUCCCCAUAGAAAAAUCACAGUCUACACCACAAUUAAAUAACAUAAACUUUACCGGAAAUUUCAGUGACAUGCCAUCCGAAUAUAAAGAAUGCUACAAAAGCUAUGAUCAUUUCACAAAAAGCGCUACAAUCAAGAAAUUGGAUAACUUAUGCUUGAGUGGAAUGCUGAGGCUAACACCGGAAUAUAAGGACCGGUAUCAAAACCCUUUGUUAAGCCGAUGUGACCGACCUUCGUAUUUGAAGCGUGAAGAUAAUCUUCAUUUGGAUGGGGAAUUCAUAAAUCGUAUGCCUGAAUACUGCAGUAGUUACCGUAACCCCAACAUAACUCAAAAACCUGAGAAAGCAAAACCCAAAGAUUCAAUACUGCAUCUCGAAGGAAGUAUGAACUACGAACCAAUAUAUAGAUGUUCCUACAUUGACUUUCCCAGAAGCCGGCCUCUUAUCAAUAAACCAGAAUGCAGCAUAAAAUUGGAAACCUCGGAUACAUUUGAAGGGAACAUUGGACCCCGUGCAUUAGGAUUCCGAAAACAUCGUAGCAGGAUACCGGUCCGAAAUCAGUAUCACGCUUUAACAGAUGAAGAGCUAGCAAAAUUCGCAGCACUGCCUGAAUACCGAAAAGCCAAAAAAGAACUUUCAAUAAAACCCCGACCGACGAGUAAAAGCACUUUAGCGCAAAAGAUUCUCAACGAAAAAAAUAAAGUAGGACUGCGACAAGAUGGCCAAAACGUAUCUACUACGAUAACCAAUGAAGACGGCAACGAGCAAUCUCCAAAAAAGACACCAAGUUUCAAAUUUAUGGUGGAAAACACUGACGACAAUCGAAAUAGGAAAAGUCAGCCUGAAAAACGUACUAAAUCUCCAAUACUUGCUAUUCAAAGAGAAAAUGGUCCAUUGGAAAUGUAUGAUAAACCACAGUUCCGUAGCUGCAAAAGCUAUUCCCAAAGGAAUCGGACCAAUAUUAUUGAGGCUAAUACGAAUUAUGCAAAAAAUUCAAGUGACCAAUAUCAGCAGCAUCACAUGUGUAGAACAAAAAAUGGAGCAUAUGACGAACAGAAUGUGGUACCGAAGUCGUUUGUCGUAUUAAAUGCGCCAGUUAAACAAAAAAACAAACACUGGUUGGGGCCGACGACAAUUUAUGAUUCACAUUUAUAUUAGGUUGACUAUCAACAAAUCGCGGAUAUAUUGAACCAGAAUCUGAACCAUCUGGUUUUUUUUUCCUCUGUUCAUGGCAUAAGAAGGUGUUAAAUACCUAUAGGCAAUAAGCAUGAAAUCUCGCAGCCACUAUUUGUAUAUUGCCCUAAUAAACAAAUAUAAACGAACUGUAUCCCGGAUGGGUAAACUAUCUCACAAAUGGUUUGGAUGAUACCCCGAACACGUCGUUAAGCUCUCUUGUAUGGUUAUUUUAUCAGGGUGAGUUUCGAAACUGGUAUGGCUGUGUGCGCUU